AUGAUGCAUACCUACAAACCUGACCAAGUAGCAACCUGUCUCAACCAUUCACGUAUUCUUUAUAUUGGUGAUUCUAUUGCUAGACAACAAUUCUUUUCAUUUGCAAAACUUAUUCAUCCAGAUAUCGAAACUGACGGCGAAAAACAUAUUGAUAGAAAAUACGAAUUUACUGAAGAAGGUCUUAUUUUUGAAUUUUGGUGGGAUCCUUACCUCAACGAUACUAGAACAACACAAUUCUUCCAACAACCUGGUUCUAUUGAUGAUAUUCGUCCUAGUUUACUUGUAGUGGGUGCUGGAUCUUGGCAUAUGCGUUACUUGGAAGAAACUAAUUACAUGGACCAAUGGCAAACAAGUAUAGAUAAAGUACUAGAUGCAGUUCAACUAUCUUCACGCUUAGCUGAUGCUGUGAUUAUGUCUCCUAUGGAAAUACCUCAGUUUGAUCAACUUAAUCCUAAUCGCUCUGCGACUAUCACUCCAGAAAAAGUCAAAGCUAUGAACGACUAUCUUGCUUCUCAACGUUCCAACAUUGAAAAUGCUCAUACACCAUUCGCCAUUCCUUUUGUUUGGAACAAAAUCAUUUCUUCUUCAAUCAACGUUACUCAAGAUGGUUUACAUUAUGACCCCAUUGUUACGAAUGCUCAAGUUCAACUGGCUCUCAAUUAUCGAUGUAAUGAUGUUCGACCCAAACAUUUUCCUUAUGAUACCACUUGUUGUUUCCAUUAUCCCAAACCUCGAUGGUAUCAAAAUAUAUUUUUUAUCUUAUUCUUGAUUUUGGUUCCUAUUGGAUUCUAUAUUUGUGAUAGACUCUCAAGAUUAGUACCUUCUGAAAAGGUCCUCAAUGCUCUCUUUAUUUUUGGACUUGGUGUGAUUUAUAUGUAUUUUGGUGAUCGUACACAACUCUUUGGAAAAAUUCACAAACAUUAUGAUAGUACAACAUUUACAUUCCUUAUGACAAUAUUUGUGGUGAUGGCUGGCUUGGUGACACUUCAAAGUAACAAGAAAGAAGGUGUGGAUUUAGGAUUCUUGAAUCGUGAUCAAACGGAUGAAUGGAAAGGAUGGAUGCAGGUCAUUAUUCUUAUCUACCAUUUUGUUGGUGCAUCUGGGACCUCAGGGAUUUACAAUGCUGUUCGAAUCUUGGUAGCUGCUUAUCUCUUCCAAACUGGUUAUGGUCACUUUUUCUUCUUUUACAAAAAAGCCGAUUUUGGACUGGCACGUGUAUUAAAUGUGAUGGUACGACUGAACUUUUUGACUUUUGUUCUUCAAUAUUUAAUGGAUACCGACUACCUUAGCUACUACUUUACACCUUUGGUUUCUUUUUGGUUUGGGAUUAUCUACUUAACAAUGUAUAUCGGACACAGCAAUAAUAACAAUGUGAAAUUCAUGAGCGCCAAAAUUGCUAUUGCUGCUAUGGUAACAACAGCUUUGAUCAAUACUCCUGGUGUUAUGGAAUUUGUAUUUGAUAUUUUACGGUUACUUUUUAAUAUUCAAUGGAAUGCACAAGAAUGGCGGUUCCGGUUAUCAUUGGAUGGUCUUAUAGUCUAUGUUGGUAUGAUCAGUGCAUUCGCUUAUAUCAAAUGUGUAGAACUCAAAUGGAUGGAUCAUGUUUCCUUUGGCAAGAUCAAAAAGGGUGUCUUGAUAAGUUCUGCAAUAUGUUUGAUGUGGUACUUUUAUUUUGAACUAACGCGUGAGAACAAAUUUGUUUACAAUCAUGCUCAACCUUAUAUAUCUUGGAUUCCUAUUUUGGCAUUUGUAUUUUUACGCAAUGCUACGGUACGACUUCGCAAUACUUCCUCACGAUUUUUCAUCUUUAUCGGUAAAAUCUCUCUGGAAACAUUCAUUGGGCAAUUCCAUAUGUGGCUAGCAGGUGAUACAAAAGGACUCUUGGUAGUGAUUCCUAAUAGUGCUUGGGUAGCCAGGUCUUCUAUCGGAUGGUAUACAAAUUUGAUGGUGUCAACAUUACUCUUUGUGUUUGUAUGUUAUUAUAUUAGUCAAACAACUGGAGAAUUAACUCGAUGGAUUUGUACGGACCUUUUGAUGGGGACACAACAACAAAGAUCUCAUGGAAACUCUCGUGAAUAUCAAGCUGUACCCCUUCUACCCACCUCAUCAACAUCACCAUCAUCAGCGCCUCAAUCAGUUAUAGAAACAACAACAACGACAGGAAAUAAUAAUACGUUAGAAGAACAAUCACAAGUAAAAGGAAAAGUCAAUGACAAUGGCGAUACAAAUGUAGUCAAUGUGGAUGAAAUAGAAGAUGACACUGGUAUACCAACCGCUCCCUCUCUUGGAUAUAGAAUACUUUCGGAUCCUCGUUUCAAGGUGAUUGUCUUUUUAGUUGGUGUUGGUUUAUUGAAUAGGAUAUCUUAG
Molecule: messenger RNA, 2367 nt
Organism: Halteromyces radiatus
Lineage: Eukaryota; Fungi; Mucoromycota; Mucoromycetes; Mucorales; Cunninghamellaceae
Product: 10 TM acyl transferase domain found in Cas1p-domain-containing protein
Exons: 2
Coding region: 1-2367 (788 amino acids)
Source: RefSeq, a predicted model, not a curated record